CCUUCUCAGGAAUAUUCCAGUCAUGGUGAAUAUUUGUCAUUUGAGGGUGUGUUUGAGCCAUAGACACAGUCAGAUGUCUUUUGACAUUCAAUCUUGUGACUAGCCUGGGGUUGUGAAUGGACUGGGUAACCUCUUGAAUAGAGACUGUGGCAGCAGAGGAGGUGGGGGUAGGGUAAUAAUAGUAAAGGAUGCUCGUGUGGCAUCCUAGCCCAGUCUGGGACCAGUACAAUCAAUCACAGAGCGAUUGGCACAUGGUUGGCUUUUAGCAAUGGAGGGUGCCCUUAGGCCCUGUGUUUCCAGCCCUUGCUUCAGAGCUGAGGAAGCCAUGGACCAACCCUCCCCAAGCAAGGGCUACCAUUAAUGAGCUCCUCCCUUCUCCACCCUGCAGGUACUGUGUUUCCCUCGGAGGCGCUCCUGGAGGCAACUACAGCAGAAGGUAACAUCUACUAUGGGGGAUCCCUGUGGGCUCAUUACCCCACUGCACCCCUAGGUUCAUCUCUGAUCCAGAAGAGGUGCAGAGGGCAUAGAAAGUAGUGAGCUGGCGUCAUGUGCUCAGGUAGUGUGGAUGUCACCUUACACUGUGUAUGUGCAACUCUGAGUCAAUAUCACCACACAUGAGCUCAUGUGUAUACUUAUGAGUGUGCUCUAUAGUUUACUUGCUUUGAUGUAAGUCAUGUCUUAAUUGAUGUUGGAGGGCAGGUGGUACCGCCCCUUUUCAUAGAUAGUGCAGGUCAAUGGAUCAUCUGCCUGUCUUUCUGAAGCUGAAUGUGGUGGAGGCAGGCUUCAGUCUCAGCCCCCCGGAGUCUGCUGAUACAAUCACCUCAUAGACUGGUUCUGAUGAGCAGCAUCGCGACCACCCCUGGCCUAGGAUACCAAAUAUAUAUCUUCCUAAGUGGCAGUUUCUCCUCUUUUAAAGGAUGAGGAGGAUGGAGGGUUUUUUAAAUCCACAAAGAAACCUCCAAGGACACUGUCCCAUGGUGUGUUCCCCAAAGAGGAGUUUCUGGUUAAACUGUCUACUUUGAGAGUAACUCUGGCAUUUGGAGUGUGGGCUGGACUGAGCUCAGGCUACCAUGCCUGGGGUGUGCCCUUGAUAAUCCAGCUACCAAGUGGGACUGGGCUCCCCAAGGGGGCAUCGUCCCCCAUGCAGCCGCUUUGUGAGUGGCUUAGUGUUGCAUUCUGGAAAGGUUGGUUUGCUUUCAAAACCACCUUUUUUCUAGUUGAACCACCUUCUCAGGAAUAUUCCAGUCAUGGUGAAUAUUUGUCAUUUGAGGGUGUGUUUGAGCCAUAGACACAGUCAGAUGUCUUUUGACAUUCAAUCUUGUGACUAGCCUGGGGUUGUGAAUGGACUGGGUAACCUCUUGAAUAGAGACUGUGGCAGCAGAGGAGGUGGGGGUAGGGUAAUAAUAGUAAAGGAUGCUCGUGUGGCAUCCUAGCCCAGUCUGGGACCAGUACAAUCAAUCACAGAGCGAUUGGCACAUGGUUGGCUUUUAGCAAUGGAGGGUGCCCUUAGGCCCUGUGUUUCCAGCCCUUGCUUCAGAGCUGAGGAAGCCAUGGACCAACCCUCCCCAAGCAAGGGCUACCAUUAAUGAGCUCCUCCCUUCUCCACCCUGCAGGUACUGUGUUUCCCUCGGAGGCGCUCCUGGAGGCAACUACAGCAGAAGGUAACAUCUACUAUGGGGGAUCCCUGUGGGCUCAUUACCCCACUGCACCCCUAGGUUCAUCUCUGAUCCAGAAGAGGUGCAGAGGGCAUAGAAAGUAGUGAGCUGGCGUCAUGUGCUCAGGUAGUGUGGAUGUCACCUUACACUGUGUAUGUGCAACUCUGAGUCAAUAUCACCACACAUGAGCUCAUGUGUAUACUUAUGAGUGUGCUCUAUAGUUUACUUGCUUUGAUGUAAGUCAUGUCUUAAUUGAUGUUGGAGGGCAGGUGGUACCGCCCCUUUUCAUAGAUAGUGCAGGUCAAUGGAUCAUCUGCGUCUUUCUGAAGCUGAAUGUGGUGGAGUAAAGGAUGCUCAUGUGACAUCCUAGCCAGCCUGGGACCAGUACAAUGACAGAGCGAUUGGCAAAUGGUUGGCUUUUAGCAAUGGAGGGUGCCCUUCGGCACUGUGUUUCCAGCCCUUGCUUCAGAGCUGAGGAAGCCAUGGACCAACCCUCCCCAAGUGAGGGCUACCAUUAAUGAGCUCCUCCUUUCUCCACCCUGCAGGUUCUGUGUUUCCUACAGAGGCGCCCCUGGAGUCAACUGCAGCAGAAGACAGUUGGCCUGUCAGGACAUCACCUGUACCCACAGAAGGAUCUGAAUCCAGUUUGGCCCUGAGGCUGGUGAAUGGAGGUGACAGGUGUCAGGGCCGAGUGGAGGUCCUAUACCGAGGCUCCUGGGGCACCGUGUGUGAUGACUCCUGGGACACCAGUGACGCCAAUGUGGUCUGCAGGCAGCUGCGCUGUGGCUGGGCCACGUCAGCCCCAGGAAAUGCCCGGUUUGGCCAGGGCUCAGGACCCAUUGUCCUGGAUGACGUGCGCUGCUCAGGACAGGAGUCAUACCUGUGGAGCUGCCCCCACAAUGGCUGGCUCUCCCACAACUGUGGCCAUAGUGAAGACGCUGGUGUCAUCUGCUCAGGACCUGAAUCCAGUUUGGCCCUGAGGCUGGUGAAUGGAGGUGACAGAUGUCAGGGCCGAGUGGAGGUCCUAUACCGAGGCUCCUGGGGCACUGUGUGUGAUGACAGCUGGGACACCAAUGAUGCCAGUGUGGUCUGCAGGCAGCUGGGCUGUGGCUGGGCCACAUCAGCCCCAGGAAGUGCCCGGUUUGGCCAGGGCUCAGGACCCAUUGUCCUGGAUGAUGUGCGCUGCUCAGGGAAUGAGUCGUACCUGUGGAACUGCCCCCACAAUGGCUGGCUCUCCCACAACUGUGGCCAUCAUGAAGACGCUGGUGUCAUCUGCACAGGUGGGUCUCCAAGACUUUGGGUCUCCUCUCUUGGGUUCUUGUGUUCCCCUGUAGGACCUGAAUCCAGUUUGGCCCUGAGGCUGGUGAAUGGAGGUGACAGGUGUCAGGGCCGAGUGGAGGUCCUAUACCGAGGCUCCUGGGGCACCGUGUGUGAUGACAGCUGGGACACCAAUGAUGCCAAUGUGGUCUGCAGGCAGCUGGGCUGUGGCUGGGCCACAUCAGCCCCAGGAAAUGCCCGGUUUGGCCAGGGCUCAGGACCCAUUGUCCUGGAUGACGUGCGCUGCUCAGGCUACGAGUCCCACCUGUGGAACUGCCCCCACAAUGGCUGGCUCUCCCACAACUGUGGCCAUAGUGAAGACGCUGGUGUCAUCUGCUCAGGACCUGAAUCCAGUUUGGCCCUGAGGCUGGUGAAUGGAGGUGACAGGUGUCAGGGCCGAGUGGAGGUCCUAUACCGAGGCUCCUGGGGCACCGUGUGUGACGACAGCUGGGACAUCAAUGAUGCCAGUGUGGUCUGCAGGCAGCUGGGCUGUGGCUGGGCCACAUCAGCCCCAGGAAAUGCCCGGUUUGGCCAGGGCUCAGGACCCAUUGUCCUGGAUGAUGUGCGCUGCUCAGGGGAUGAGUCGUACCUGUGGAACUGCCCCCACAAUGGCUGGCUCUCCCACAACUGUGGCCAUAGUGAAGACGCUGGUGUCAUCUGCUCAGCCGCCCAGUCCCAUUUGACGCCCAGGUCAGACCUGUUGUCGACCAGCACCUUACCUGCAUCGACAGUAGGAUCUGAAUCCAGUUUGGCCCUGAGGCUGGUGAAUGGAAGUGACAGGUGUCAGGGCCGAGUGGAGGUCCUAUUCUGAGGCUCCUGGGGCACUGUGUGUGAUGACAGCUGGGACACCAGUGAUGCCAAUGUGGUCUGCAGGCAGCUGGGCUGUGGCUGGGCCACAUCAGCCCCAGGAAAUGCCCGGUUUGGCCAGGGCUCAGGACCCAUUGUUCUGCAUGAUGUGCGCUGCUCAGGACACGAGUCCUACCUGUGGAGUUGCCCCCACAGAGGCUGGCUCUCCCAUAACUGUGGCCAUCAUGAAGACGCUGGUGUCAUCUGCUCAGUUUCCCAGUCCCAGUCGACACCCGGUCCAGACACUUGGCUGACCUCACCUGCGUCAACAGCAGGAUCUGAAUCCAGUUUGGCCCUGAGGCUGGUGAAUGGAGGUGACAGGUGUCAGGGCCGAGUGGAGGUCCUAUACCAAGGCUCCUGGGGCACCGUGUGUGAUGACUACUGGGACACCAAUGAUGCCAAUGUGGUCUGCAGGCAGCUGGGCUGUGGCUGGGCCACAUCAGCCCCAGGAAAUGCCCGGUUUGGCCAGGGCUCAGGACCCAUUGUCCUGGAUGAUAUGCGCUGCUCAGGGCACGAGUCCUACCUGUGGAACUGUCCCCACAGAGGCUGGCUCUCCCACAACUGUGGCCAUCAUGAAGACGCUGGUGUCAUUUGCUCGGUUUCCCAGUCCCAGUCGACACCCGGUCCAGACACUUGGCUGACCUCACCUGCGUCAACAGCAGGAUCUGAAUCCAGUUUGGCCCUGAGGCUGGUGAAUGGAAGUGACAGGUGUCAGGGCCGAGUGGAGGUCCUAUUCUGAGGCUCCUGGGGCACUGUGUGUGAUGACAGCUGGGACACCAGUGAUGCCAAUGUGGUCUGCAGGCAGCUGGGCUGUGGCUGGGCCACAUCAGCCCCAGGAAAUGCCCGGUUUGGCCAGGGCUCAGGACCCAUUGUUCUGCAUGAUGUGCGCUGCUCAGGACACGAGUCCUACCUGUGGAGUUGCCCCCACAGAGGCUGGCUCUCCCAUAACUGUGGCCAUCAUGAAGACGCUGGUGUCAUCUGCUCAGUUUCCCAGUCCCAGUCGACACCCGGUCCAGACACUUGGCUGACCUCACCUGCGUCAACAGCAGUUUCCCAGUCCCAGUCGACACCCGGUCCAGACACUUGGCUGACCUCACCUGCGUCAACAGCAGCUGCUCAGUCCCAGUCAACGCCCAGGCCAGAUACUUGGCUGACCACCAACUUACUGACACCGCCAAUAGGAUCUGAAUCCAGUUUGGCCCUGAGGCUGGUGAAUGGAGGUGACAGGUGUCAGGGCCGAGUGGAGGUCCUAUACCGAGGCUCCUGGGGCACCGUGUGUGAUGACAGCUGGGACACCAAUGAUGCCAAUGUGGUCUGCAGGCAGCUGGGCUGUGGCUGGGCCACAUCAGCCCCAGGAAAUGCCCGGUUUGGCCAGGGCUCAGGACCCAUUGUCCUGGAUGACGUGCGCUGCUCAGGACAGGAGUCCUACCUGUGGAACUGUCCCCACAGAGGCUGGCUCUCCCACAACUGUGGCCAUCAUGAAGACGCUGGUGUCAUUUGCUCAGCUGCUCAGUCCCAGUCAACGCCCAGGCCAGAUACUUGGCUGACCACCAACUUACUGACACCGCCAAUAGAUACUUGGCUGACCACCAACUUACUGACACCGCCAAUAGGAUCUGAAUCCAGUUUGGCCCUGAGGCUGGUGAAUGGAGGUGACAGGUGUCAGGGCCGCGUGGAGGUCCUAUACCGAGGCUCCUGGGGCACCGUAUGUGAUGACUACUGGGACACCAAUGAUGCCAAUGUGGUCUGCAGGCAGCUGGGCUGUGGCUGGGCCACGUCAGCCCCAGGAAAUGCCCGGUUUGGCCAGGGCUCAGGACCCAUUGUCCUGGAUGAUGUGCGCUGCUCAGGACAGGAGUCCUACCUGUGGAACUGUCCCCACAGAGGCUGGCUCUCCCACAACUGUGGCCAUCAUGAAGAUGCUGGUGUCAUUUGCUCAGCUGCUCAGUCCCAGUCAACGCCCAGGCCAGAUACUUGGCUGACCACCAACUUACUGACACCGCCAAUAGGAUCUGAAUCCAGUUUGGCCCUGAGGCUGGUGAAUGGAGGUGACAGGUGUCAGGGCCGAGUGGAGGUCCUAUACCGAGGCUCCUGGGGCACCGUGUGUGACGACUACUGGGACACCAAUGAUGCCAAUGUGGUCUGCAGGCAGCUGGGCUGUGGCUGGGCCACGUCAGCCCCAGGAAAUGCCCGGUUUGGCCAGGGCUCAGGACCCAUUGUCCUGGAUGACGUGCGCUGCUCAGGACAGGAGUCCUACCUGUGGAACUGUCCCCACAGAGGCUGGCUGUCCCACAACUGUGGCCAUAAUGAAGACGCUGGUGUCAUCUGCUCAGCCACCCAAAUAAAUUCUACUGUGUCAGAUUGGUGGCAUCCAACAACUACAAUCACUACAAGACCCUCUUCAAAUUGUGGUGGCUUCUUAUUCAGUGCCAGUGGGACAUUCUCCAGCCCAUCCUACCCUGCAUACUACCCCAACAAUGCUAAGUGUGUUUGGGAAAUAGAAGUGAAUUCUGGUUAUCGCAUAAACCUGGGCUUCAGUAAUCUGCAGCUGGAGGCACACUAUAACUGCAGUUUUGAUUAUGUUGAAAUCUUUGAUGGAUCAUUAAAUAGCAGUCACCUGCUGGGGAAAAUCUGUAAUGAUACCAGGCAAAUAUUUACAUCUUCUUACAACCGAAUGACCAUUCACUUUCGAAGUGACAUCAGUUUCCAAAACACCGGCUUUUUGGCUUGGUAUAACUCUUUCCCAAGCGAUGCCACCUUGAGGUUGGUCAAUUUAAACUCAUCCUACGGUCUAUGUGCUGGGCGUGUUGAAAUUUACCAUGGUGGCACCUGGGGGACAGUUUGUGAUGACUCCUGGACCAUUCACGAAGCUGAGGUGGUCUGCAGACAGCUGGGGUGUGGACGUGCAGUUUCAGCCCUUGGAAACGCCUAUUUUGGCGCUGGCUCUGGCCCCAUCACCCUGGACGACGUAGAGUGCUCAGGGUCGGAAUCCACUCUCUGGCAGUGCCGGAACCGAGGCUGGUUCUCCCACAACUGUCGUCACAACGAAGAUGCUGGUGUCAUCUGCUCAGGAAACCCACUAUCGACACCUGCUCCUUUUCUCAACGUCACCCCUCCAAACACAAAUUAUUCCUGUGGAGGCUUCCUGUCCCAACCAUCAGGGGACUUUUCCAGCCCAUUCUAUCCCAGGAACUAUCCGAACAAUGCCAAGUGUGUGUGGGACAUUGAGGUGCAAAACAACCACCGUGUGACGGUGGUCUUCAGAGAUGUCCAGCUUGAAGGUGGCUGCAACUAUGAUUACGUUGAAGUUUUCGAUGGCCCCUACCACAGUUCCCCUCUCAUUGCUCGAGUUUGUGAUGGGGCCAGAGGCUCCUUCACUUCCUCCUCCAACUUCAUGUCCAUUCGCUUCGUCAGUGACCACAGCAUCACGAGGAGAGGGUUCCGGGCUGAGUACUAUUCCAGUCCCUCCAAUGACAGCACCAACCUGCUCUGUCUGCCAAAUCACAUGCAAGCCAGCGUGAGCAGGAGCUACCUCCAAGCCUUGGGCUUUUCUGCCAGUGACCUUGUCAUUUCCACCUGGAACGGAUACUACGAGUGUCGGCCCCAGAUAACGCCGAGCCUGGUGAUAUUCACAAUUCCCUACUCAGGCUGCGGCACCUUCAAGCAGGUAGACAAUGACACCAUCGACUAUUCCAACUUCCUCACAGCAGCUCACGUGGCAUCACGUGGCAUCAUCACAAGGAGGAAGAACUUCCGUAUUCACCUCAGCUGCAGGAUGCUUCAGAACACCUGGGUCAACACCAUGUACAUUGCUAAUGACACCAUCCAGGUCGAGGAAGUCCAGUAUGGCAAUUUUGACGUGAACAUUUCCUUUUAUACUUCCUCCUCUUUCUUGUAUCCUGUGACCAGCCACCCUUACUAUGUGAAGCUGAACCAGGACUUGUACGUUCAGGCUGAAAUCCUCCAUUCUGAUGCUGCACUGACCUUGUUUGUGGACACCUGCGUGGCAUCACCAUACUCCAAUGACUUCACGUCUUUGAAUUAUGAUCUAAUCCGAAGUGGAUGCGUGAGGGAUGACACCUACGGAUCCUACUCCCAGCCGUCUCCUCGCAUUGCCCGCUUCCGGUUCAGGGCCUUCCACUUCCUGAACCGCUUCCCCUCCGUGUACCUGCGUUGUAAAAUGGUGGUGUGCAGGGCGUAUGACCCCUCUUCCCGCUGCAACCGAGGUUGUGUGAUGAGGUCCAAGAGGGAUGUGGGCUCCUACCAGGAAAAGGUGGACGUCGUCCUGGGUCCCAUCCAGCUGCAGACCCCCCCACGCCUAGAAGAGGAGCCUCAGUAGGUGGUCGCUCUCAGACCCCACUGCCCACCGGGGCACAGACCCCUGACUCUCGGGGACUUGGGAUGUUUCUCUUGGUGUCAUACUCCAACUCAAAUUGAGCUCUACACUGUGCUGCACCUGGUCAUACAGAGUUGAAUCAGACCUGGUUCCUGCCUUCCCCAAGGCUCAUGGUCCUUAGAGGACCCAUUGCAGGGCGAGGUCAAGAGAGUUCUGACCUGGAUGGCCCAUAGACCUGACGUCCUAGAAUCCAUGCUUCUCACCUGUGAAAUGAAAAUGUCAAUACUUACUUCUUAGCACUGUUGAGAGGGUUACAUAAAAGAAUUUUGGUGAAACUGC
This is a messenger RNA of Macaca mulatta (Rhesus monkey), 8490 nucleotides long. The record is from RefSeq and is a predicted model, not a curated record. NCBI's taxonomy places the organism in Eukaryota, Metazoa, Chordata, Mammalia, Primates, Cercopithecidae.